AUGCUCAAAAUCCCGGCAAUCACUGGUACGAGCUACGCGAUUGUCUAUAGCGCGACUUGCCAGACUGACCUCGUUCGAGCAGUAGCAAAACCAGUAUCCAUUGUCCAAGCGCAUCUUCUUCCAACAAUCUUCUGUUUUCUACGAUUUGCAACUCAAUGUCGUGCCUCACCUGCAGCAAUUGCGGAUUCGUCAAUUCCCUUUCCUUCAAGCCACAGUCAACUCAAAGCCAUCCAGAAUUCAGAUAGCCUCAUUUAUCAAGUUCUACGUGGGUCACGGCCAUUACUUGACGUUGAGUACGUCUCAACGAAGGACGAAAUCGCGAAGCUAGAACGACUACAGUCUUGGUAUGAUGCCCAGUUUCGGGACAUCCAAUUACACCGGUCUACAGUCUUGAAAGCCCUGGAAAAUCGCAAGUCGAUCUAUGCCCCCAUCCGCCGUCUCCCCCGAGAUCUUCUCAUUGAAGUUUUCCAUUCUGUUUGCGACACUUGGUGGCAGGGUGCAGAUGAGGAUGAACUUCGUGACAGCCUAGACCUAUCCGGACCUCUUUGGGCUUUAAGCCGUGUCUGUGGACUUUGGAGAGAUACAUUGCACACCUCACCAGCGUCUUGGGCUCGGUGUGUCGCGGUGAAGACCCCUUUCUCCAAGCACGCUCCCAAGAUACUGCAGACCUGCCUCGAGCACACAGGCGAACAUCCACUCACCCUUCAGGCACUCUGUGACAGUGAUAUGCCGACAGAGGCUGGCGAAAUCAUCUCCCUACUUGCUCAAACCUGCUAUCGCUGGAAGAAUGUGUACAUUUGCACCUCUACACACCACCUGGAAUCUAUAUCUCCGCAUCUUCCCAUCCUGCAGGUGAUACAAAUAGAUAUCACGGAUGACGACCACAAUAAAUGUCGCUGGGACAUAUGCUUGAAUGCCCCACGGCUAUGGCAAGCAACCCUUUUCAGCCAAGGGAUAUCUCAAGUGAGGUUACCACCCGGGAUAACUCAUUAUCCCUGAAGUAUAGGCUGCGUGGAAGAUUUACGACUCCUUUCCCAGCUUCCCAAGCUUAGAACCUGUCACCUCGAUGCCAGUCAAUCGGUGCCAGCUUCCGAAAUUGGAGUACCGGUGGUUAUGGCGGAGCUCUGUGAGCUUCACGUAGAGGAUCCAAAUUUCCUGAACUUGCUAACGGCACCGGUACUCCAGAGCCUGACCAUUUG
Messenger RNA from Desarmillaria tabescens, 1199 nucleotides. RefSeq lists its product as uncharacterized. NCBI's taxonomy places the organism in Eukaryota, Fungi, Basidiomycota, Agaricomycetes, Agaricales, Physalacriaceae. The record is from RefSeq and is a predicted model, not a curated record. The transcript is spliced from 2 exons. Bases 1 to 999 code for a protein of 332 amino acids.